AAAAAAUUGUAAGAAUUUAGAGAUGAACAUUGUGCUGUUAUUUCUUUUAUACUGAGUUUUUUUGGUACAGUCAUUAAAGUAUAUAUUUUUAUUUUCCUUUCAGAGACAGUGAAUUCUAAUCUCUUCACAUGACCCUGCAAAAACCAUUUAAAUGGCUUCUCUAUCUAAGUUAGAAAGGAGGAAUUGACCUAUUUAUUAUUGGUACUAUGGAAAUUGUAUUAGUCUGCUUGGGCUGCCAUAACAAAAUUUCAUAGACUGGGUGGCUUUAAAAAACAGAACUUUUUUUCUCUCACAAUUAAGGGAGCUGAAAAGUCCAAGAUCAAGGUUCUGGCAGGAUUAGUGUCUGAUAAUGGCUUUCUUCCUGACUUGUGGAUGGUCACCUACUUGCUGUACUUUCAUGUGACCUAUCCUGUUUUUGCUUGAAAGGAGAUCAAGAGAGUGAGCUCUGAAGCUUUCUGGUGUCUCUUAUAAGGAUGCCAGUCUGAUUUUAUCUGAUCAGAACCCUACCCUCACAACCUCAUUUAAUCUUAAUUACUUCCCAACUCCAAAUGCAGCCACACUGGAGGUUAGGAUUUCAACUUACGAAUUUUUGUGGGGGUGGGUAUAUAAUUUAAUCUAUAUCAUUCUAUCCCUGGCUCCCUAAAUUAAUGUAUUCCUUGCAUCUAAAAUACAUCUCUCUAUCCCAGUAGCCCCCAGAGUCUUAACUCAUUUCAGCAUCAACUCUGAAGUCCAUAGUCUCAUCUAAAUAUUUAAUUCCAGGUCUGGAUGAGUCUGGAGAUAGAUUCAUCCUGAGGCAGAAUUCUUUGCCAGCCUUGAACCCGUGAAACUAAAUAAAUUCUGUGCUUCUGAAGGCAGUGGUGUGACAGAAAACAAUAGACAUUCUCAUUCCAAAAGGAGAAAAAUGAGAAAGAAGAAAGAGGUGACAAGUCCCAAGAAAGUCCAAAAUUAGCAAGACAAAGUCCAUUAGAUGUUAGGGCUCAAGAAUAAUCCUCUUUGGUUGAUACACUGCUCUCCAAGCCCACUGGGGAGGCAGCACUCCUGUGGCUCUGUGGGGGCAGACUGCCCCCAGGCACUGGGCCAUGGAUGAGCUUGCUCUGGUGGCUCUGGGUGCCAGCAUCCUGGUUCCCCAACCCCAGACCAAGGACGCCUCACCUAUUGAAACUGAGGAGCCAGCCCUGUCCUCUGGACCUGUGAUGGGAGAGGCAAUCCUGCCAUUUCUGAAUCACCUGUGGGUUACAGAUGUAGAGCUGAAACGACUGAAAGAUGCCUUCAAGAGGACCUGUGGCCUGUCAUACUACAUGAGCCAGCACUGCUUCAUCAGGGAAGUGCUUGGAGAUGGAGUUCCUCCAAAAGUUGCUGAGGUGAUUUACUGUUCCUUUGGUGGAACAUCCAAAGGACUACACUUCAAUAAUUUAAUAGUUGGACUUGUCCUUCUUACAAGAGGCAGAGAUGAAGAGAAAGCAAAAUACAUUUUUAGUCUUUUUGCAAGCGAAUCUGGGAGCUAUGUUAUACGGGAAGAAAUGGAAAGAAUGCUCCAUGUGGUGGAUGGUAAAGUCCCAGAUACACUCAGGAAAUGUUUCUCAGAGGGUGAAAAGGUAAACUAUGAAAAGUUUAGAAAUUGGCUUCUUCUAAACAAAGAUGCUUUUACCUUCUCUCGUUGGCUACUGUCUGGAGGUGUGUAUGUGACCCUCACUGAUGAUAGUGAUACUCCCACUUUCUACCAAACUCUGGCUGGAGUCACACAUUUGGAGGAAUCAGACAUCAUUGAUCUGGAGAAACGCUAUUGGUUGCUGAAAGCUCAGUCCCGGACUGGACGAUUUGAUUUAGAGACUUUUGGCCCAUUGGUUUCACCACCUAUUCAUCCAUCUCUAUGUGAAGGUUUGUUUAAUGCUUUUGAUGAAAAUCGUGACAAUCACAUAGAUUUCAAGGAGAUAUCCUGUGGAUUAUCAGCCUGUUGCAGGGGUCCCCUAGCUGAAAGACAAAAAUUUUGCUUUAAGGUGUUUGAUAUUGACCGUGAUGGAGUUCUCUCCAGGGUUGAACUUAGAGACAUGGUCAUUGCACUUUUAGAGGUCUGGAAGGACAACCGCACUGAUGAUAUUCCAGAAUUACAUAUGGAUCUAUCUGACAUUGUAGAAGGCAUAUUGAAUGCACGUGACACCACAAAGAUGGGACAUCUUACUCUAGAAGACUAUCAGAUCUGGAGUGUGAAAAAUGUUCUUGCCAAUGAAUUUUUGAAUCUCCUUUUCCAGGUAUGUCACAUAGUUCUGGGGUUAAGACCAGCUACACCAGAAGAGGAAGGACAAAUUAUUAGAGGCUGGUUAGAACGAGAGAGCAGGUAUGGUCUGCAACCAGGACACAAUUGGUUUAUCAUCUCCAUGCAGUGGUGGCAGCAGUGGAAAGAAUAUGUUAAAUACGACGCCAGCCCCUUUGUAAUUGAGCCAUCAUCUGUUCUGAAUGGAAAAUACUCAUUUGGAACAGCGGUACAUCCUAUAGAGCAGAAUGAAGAUAGAAUCGGAGGAGGCAGCCUCAGUUAUGUGAACGCCACAGAAGAGAAAUUUUCAGACAACAUUUCUACUGCAUCUGAAGCCUCGGAAACCGCUGGCAGCGGCUUUCUGUAUUCUGCCACACCAGGGGCAGAUAUGUGCUUUGCUCGACAACAUAACACUUCUGACAAUAAUAACCAGUGUUUUCUAGGAGCCAAUGGGAAUAUUUUAUUACACCUCAAUCCUCAGAAACCAGGGGCUAUUGAUAACCAGCCACUAGUAACUCAAGAGCCAGUAAAAGCUACAUCAUUAACACUAGAAGGAGGACGAUUAAAACGAACCCCUCAGCUGAUUCAUGGACGAGAUUAUGAAAUGGUCCCAGAACCUGUGUGGAGAGCACUUUAUCAUUGGUAUGGAGCAAACCUGGCCCUACCUAGACCUGUGAUCAAGAAUAGCAAGACAGAAAUUCCAGAGCUGGAAUUAUUUCCUCGUUAUCUUCUCUUCCUGAGACAGCAGCCUGCCACUCGGACACAGCAGUCUAACAUCUGGGUGAAUAUGGGUAUGAUGAGCCUGAGAAUGUUUCCUCAGCAUUUACCAAGAGGAAAUGUACCUUCUCCGAAUGCACCAUUAAAGCGGAUUUUAGCCUAUACAGGCUGUUUCAGUCGAAUGCAGACCAUCAAGGAAAUUCACGAAUAUCUAUCUCAGAGACUGCGCAUCAAAGAGGAAGAUAUGCGCCUGUGGCUAUACAACAGUGAGAAUUACCUUACUCUUCUGGAUGAUGAGGAUCAUAGAUUGGAAUAUUUGAAAAUCCAGGAUGAGCAGCACCUGGUAAUUGAAGUUAGAAACAAAGAUAUGAGUUGGCCUGAGGAAAUGUCCUUUAUAGCAAACAGUAGUAAAAUAGAUAGACACAAGGUUCCCACCGAAAAGGGAGCCACAGGUCUUAGUAACCUGGGAAAUACAUGCUUCAUGAACUCAAGCAUCCAGUGUGUUAGUAACACACAGCCACUGACCCAGUAUUUUAUCUCAGGGAGACAUCUUUAUGAACUCAACAGGACAAAUCCCAUUGGGAUGAAGGGGCAUAUGGCUAAAUGCUAUGGGGAUUUAGUACAGGAGCUUUGGAGUGGAACUCAGAAGAAUGUUGCUCCAUUAAAGCUUCGGUGGACCAUAGCAAAAUAUGCUCCCAGGUUUAAUGGGUUCCAGCAACAAGACUCCCAAGAACUUCUGGCUUUUCUCUUGGAUGGUCUUCAUGAAGAUCUCAACCGAGUCCAUGAGAAGCCAUAUGUGGAACUGAAGGACAGUGAUGGGCGACCAGACUGGGAAGUAGCUGCAGAGGCCUGGGACAAUCAUCUGAGAAGAAAUAAAUCAAUUGUUGUGGAUUUGUUCCAUGGGCAGCUGAGGUCCCAAGUCAAAUGCAAGACAUGUGGGCAUAUAAGUGUCCGAUUUGACCCUUUCAAUUUUUUGUCUUUACCACUACCAAUGGACAGUUAUAUGCACUUAGAAAUAACAGUUAUUAGGUUGGAUGGUACCACCCCUAUACGAUAUGGACUAAGACUAAAUAUGGAUGAGAAGUACACAGGUUUAAAAAAACAGCUGAGUGAUCUCUGUGGACUUAAAUCAGAACAAAUCCUUCUUGCAGAAGUACAUGGUUCCAACAUAAAGAAUUUCCCUCAGGACAACCAAAAAGUACGACUCUCAGUGAGUGGAUUUUUGUGUGCAUUUGAAAUUCCCAUCCCUGGAUCUCCAAUUUCAGCUUCUAGUCCGAUACAGACAGAUUUCUCCUCUUCCCCAUCUACAAAUGGGAUGUUCACCCUAACCACCAGUGGGGACCUGCCACGACCAAUAUUCAUUCCCAAUGGAAUGCCAAACACUGUUGUGCCAUGUGGGGCUGAGAAGAACUUCACAAAUGGAAUGAUGAAUGGUCAUAUGCCAUGUCUUCCUGACAAUCCCUUUAUGGGCUACAUCAUUGCGGUCCACCGAAAAAUGAUGAGGACAGAACUGUAUUUCCUGUCAUCUCAGAAGAAUCGCCCCAGCCUUUUUGGAAUGCCACUGAUUGUGCCAUGUACUGUGCAUACUCGGAAGAAAGACCUGUAUGAUGCAGUUUGGAUUCAAGUAUCUCGAUUAGCCAGCCCACUUCCACCUCAGGAAGCUAGUAACCAUGCUCAAGAUUGUGAUGACAGUAUGGGCUAUCAAUAUCCAUUCACUCUCCGAGUUGUGCAGAAAGAUGGGAACUCCUGUGCAUGGUGCCCAUGGUAUAGAUUUUGCAGAGGCUGUAAAAUUGAUUGUGGGGAAGACAGAGCUUUCAUUGGAAAUGCCUAUAUUGCUGUGGAUUGGGACCCCACAGCCCUUCAUCUCCGCUAUCAAACUUCACAGGAAAGGGUUGUAGAUGAGCACGAGAGUGUGGAACAGAGUCGACGAGCACAAGCUGAGCCCAUCAACCUGGACAGCUGUCUCCGUGCUUUCACCAGUGAGGAGGAGCUAGGGGAGAAUGAGAUGUACUAUUGCUCCAAGUGUAAGACCCACUGCUUGGCAACCAAGAAACUGGAUCUCUGGAGGCUUCCUCCGGUUCUGAUUAUUCACCUUAAACGAUUUCAAUUUGUAAAUGGUCGAUGGAUAAAAUCACAGAAAAUUGUUAAAUUUCCUCGUGAAAGUUUUGACCCCAGUGCUUUUUUGGUACCAAGAGACCCUGCUCUUUGUCACCAUAAACCACUCACACCCCAGGGGGAUGACGUCUCUGAGGCCAGAGUUCCAGCAGGAGAGGUGAAGAAGGUGGAUGCCCAGAACUCAGCUGAGGAAGAGGAUGUGCUCCUGAGGAAGAGCCCAUCCUCACUCAGUGCAAACAUCAUCAAUAGCCCUAAAGGUUCACCUUCUUCAUCAAGAAAAAAUGGAACCAGCUGUCCCUCCAGCAAAAGCAGCAGCCCUAACAGCAGCCCUCGGACUUUAGGGAGGAGCAAAGGGAGGCUCCGGCUACCCCAGAUCGGGAGCAAAAAUAAACUAUCAAGUAGUAAGGAAAACUUGGAGGCCAGCAAAGAGAAUGGUGCUGGGCAAGUUUGUGAGCUGGCUGAUGCCUUGAGUCGAGGGCACAUGCUAGGGGGCAGUCAGCCUGAGCUGGUCACCCCUCAGGACCACGAAGUAGCUUUGGCCAAUGGAUUCCUUUAUGAACAUGAGGCAUGUAGCAAUGGCUACAGCAAUGGUCAGCUUGAAAACCACAGUGAAGAGGACAGCACUGAUGACCAAAGAGAAGAUACUCAUGUUAAGCCUAUUUAUAAUCUAUAUGCAAUUUCGUGCCAUUCAGGAAUUCUGGGCGGGGGCCAUUAUGUCACUUAUGCCAAAAACCCAAAUAGCAAGUGGUACUGUUACAAUGACAGCAGCUGUAAGGAACUUCACCCUGAUGAAAUUGACACCGACUCUGCCUACAUUCUUUUCUAUGAGCAACAGCGGAUAGACUAUGCACAAUUUCUGCCAAAGAUCGAUGGCAAAAAGAUGGCAGACACAAGCAGCAUGGAUGAAGACUUUGAGUCCGAUUACAAAAAGUACUGUGUGUUACAGUGAAGCUACCACUCUGGCUACUAGACAGGCUGGUGGCGAGGGGGAUGACUCCCUGUAGCUGACAUUUGGCAAAAGCAUCGCUGAAAGGCAAGCUAAAUGUAGUUAUUUUAUCCUGUGGCCCUGAAGCACAAAAUAAAAAUCCUAAUUAAAAUAGCAUUUAACAUAACAGUAGUGAUAAUUUUGUUUGGAAGUGUCUCACACAAGUUCUCUGGUAGAGAACUUUCAGGCAGAGCCCACCAUUAGCCUGUAAAGAAAAGGGUUUGGCACCAGCCACCUGGGACCAAAUAAGAAAUUGUGCUUGUCCAGAUAGGAACAAAUAUGUAGUGAGUAUAGAGUUUACCAAUAAUCAUAACAAAAUACUAAGAAUCUCCUUGGAGUCAAAGUAAAACAAAAAUCGUAGUGUUGUCUGGAGACGACAUGAUAUGCUACCUCCUUUUACCUGAAGUUCUAUUCCAUUAUAUUGGCAAGACGGAGAAAACAAGAUCCUGAAGGUGUGCAAAGAAUUCCUACAGUGUGGACGCAGACUUCUUGAUUAAUUUUUUAAACCAUUUUCCCACUCUUCCUAUGCCUUUCUUGCUUUUUGUUUUUUGCUGUUGUGUUUGUGAUUGAGACACAACCAGUCAUUGAUGGCAGAGGCAUAUAUAAAUGAUCAAUCUUAAGAGCUGUGUGCCUUCUCCUUGAGGUCUUGGUUGAGAGACCCUGUAGGGAAAAAAAAAGCAUCCCAGGCAAUCCAGCUAACAUGGCCCUCCGGAUAGAGGCCUCUUACUGUGUGGACACUUCAGACAUCCUCCGAAUGCAUUCCCUCCUCUCCCACUGCGAGGUGUGGUAGGGUGGUUGCCAGUAUUUGCACCAUCUUCACAUGCACAUGUUGCACAAAGAGCUUCUGAGAAGGAAAAUGGCAUCAGUGCCAGAUGGUGUUUUACAACUAGUGGUUGUUGGUUCUUUGUUUCUUUGUUUUGCACUUUAAAAAAAGAAUACAUGCAAAUGAACUUUUCAAAACUUGCUCAUUAUUUGAUGGCUGUAAGGGCUAUAAUUACCUUAAAAUGGGUUAUUGUCCCCCAUCAUAUUAAAUUAAAAAAAGAAAAACAUCCCAAGCAUUAAUGGUAUAUUUUUAAUGAAAUUGGUGGUUUUAGGGAGUAAACUUCUGUUUUCUUUGCAUAUCUUAUUUUGCCCCCCCAAAAGUUAUGUUUCUUUGUUCACUUCACUUUUUCCUCCAAUAAUUCAAGACUGGAACAAAAGUAUAAAUGUUAUUUAUUUCAGGCAGCAUUUUUUUUCCUAUGUUCUUUUUAAAUAUAUGUUUGAAGUAAAUAUAUCACUUUUUUUUUUCAAUCUUUUUUUAUUCAUCUGAACCCUGGAAUUGUCGGGCUCCAUUACCCUUCCUUCCUUCCUCAUAGAUAGUAGGUAAUUAAGCAUUUGUGCUGUGAUACCUGAGGCUGGUUAUUACCCAGUUCUUCUCAGAGCAUUUGGGAAGGUUGUCUUAAAUGGCUGCCUAACUUGAAACCCUCUUCAGAAGAAGACUGUAAUUGUAAAGAGGAAGGAAUGGCCUAAGUGGUAUAAUAUGAUGAAGUCAGAUAAAUGCAGACUUCAUAGUUUCAUAAUAUUCAGUAUAUAAAAUCCAUUCUUACCUGGACAAGUUCCAUGAAAAAGUGGAAGAUUUUAAAUAAUUUCCUUACAGAUGUUUUAUUUAAUCAGGUAGCACAAUCUACUAAUGUUGUUUGAUCUGUUUGUUAUAUUGGUUGUAAUUAAUUUUUUAAAUUCAUGAUUAGAAAAUUUAUUAAAUUAACUAUUAACUACAUUCACCUUGUAAAUUACUGUAUAAAACUUGACAAUGCACUGACUUUAGAGAGAUGUUAAUGUAUAUACAUAGAGUGUAAAUAAAAUAGUGUUAAUGUACUGAAAUAUGAACUGUAUAAAAAAAGUAUUGGUAAUUGUAUAUGGAGUGUACUUGUUUAUCUGUAACUAUUAUCCAAAUUAAAUACUGUGGAUGCA
Molecule: messenger RNA, 8018 nt
Organism: Manis pentadactyla (Chinese pangolin)
Lineage: Eukaryota; Metazoa; Chordata; Mammalia; Pholidota; Manidae
Gene: USP32
Product: ubiquitin specific peptidase 32
Exons: 34
Coding region: 1080-6032 (1650 amino acids)
Biological process (GO): protein deubiquitination
Cellular component (GO): Golgi apparatus
Molecular function (GO): calcium ion binding; cysteine-type deubiquitinase activity
Source: RefSeq, a predicted model, not a curated record